This is a messenger RNA of Coprinopsis cinerea okayama7#130, 480 nucleotides long. RefSeq lists its product as hypothetical. The transcript is spliced from 2 exons. The record is from RefSeq and is a predicted model, not a curated record. The coding region runs from base 1 to 480 and encodes 159 amino acids. NCBI's taxonomy places the organism in Eukaryota, Fungi, Basidiomycota, Agaricomycetes, Agaricales, Psathyrellaceae.
AUGGCCCCUCUCCAUCGCCUCAUAGAAAUUGAACUUAGGGAAAUGCAGCGCUACCUACCUGAACUUCAAGUCCGCCGCAACUACAUGCGCGAAGUUGAGGAGAAAAUCACUCUCAAUCAAGGCACCGUUAAGGCGUUCCCUCACAUACGGUUUCCCGAUCUCUCCAAAAGUCCUUUCCUCAAGGGUAUGCUGGAACAGGCUUCUGAGCAAAGAAGGCAGGCACUGUUGGAGGUCCGGAUUUCGGUGCGGUUGUUGCAGGAGUACCUAACAAAAUUAGAGGAAUGGGAGCAGUCCAAGUGGUACGAGGGACCGCCUACUCACCCCGCACUGACCGACGCGCGUCAAUCUCUUCUCAAAGAAUUGACCGAAGGAACGAUCGCCACUCUCCUCAAAGAAGCAGGAAAACACACAAAGCCGAUGGAAGACGAUUUCACCGCGGCAAUCAAGUUGGUUUCAGAAAGCCUUACUAGCCUGUUCUAG